GAGGAGGAGCAGCAGCGACAACAGCACAAGGCAAGUAAGGAGAGAAGAUGCUACAGCAUCCGCACCGGCGCCCAGCAGGUUGCUUCUACGGGCCAACUGAUGCCAGCAAAGAGGCUAGGAGGCGAAGCUGGGUGUAGGGGGGCUGGCUGCUUGCCUUUCUGCAGAAGAAACACCUCUUUUAGGUGAAAUAAGACACCCUAGCUUGGAAAUAGGCAGGGGGCCAGGAGGGGAUCUGCCCUGCUUCUCGCGUCCCUGGGGACUCGCUUCCCUUUAGCUUUCCAACUCCUGGUGGUAGCCAUAAACUCCAGAGGGGCUCCGGGUGGGUGACUGGGUGGAGAAAUUCCCUUCCAGAUAGUCCUCACACCUUUCCCCAAAGCUCAGGUUUCGGGGCCACACUCUGGGUGGCCCGGUGGCGGAGGGAGAGCAGCGUCACUUGGUUCAGUUUCUACAAGUCAAACCCAGUCCCCACUUGCCGGCUCCCCGGGUCUCCAGCAGCACGCGGGGAGCUGCGGCUGUUCGGGCAAUCGGGCCGCUGCUGCUUUAAGAGCCGCCUCCCCCUCUCCUCCCUUUGACAAUGGUCUGAACCGAGCUCUGCUUCCCAAAGCAAAAUUUGUAAUAUGCCAUUUUUCCGAUGGACGCUUCUCCUUUUGGCUGCUGACGGAGCCGCGGAAAGAUGCCGAGCUGCUGCCACGCCACCCAGCCGGGGCACGUUCCAGAGGACGCCGGGGCACCCGACUGUCUAAGCUACCUUUCUCCUCGCGUUGCUAGGGAAAUGGUCCACGAGUGCCGGGUGUGAGCCUCCCCGCUCGUCAAGCCGGAGACUGCGGUUGUCAGUGAUCAAUUGAAGAAGCAGGACCCGAAAUUACAGACAUUAGCAAUGAUGUGUGAAGUGAUGCCCACAAUUAAUGAGGACACCCCAAUGAGCCAAAGGGGGUCCCAAAGCAGUGGCUCGGACUCAGACUCCCAUUUUGAGCAGCUGAUGGUGAAUAUGCUAGAUGAAAGGGAUCGUCUUCUAGACACCCUUCGGGAAACCCAAGAAAGCCUCUCACUUGCCCAGCAAAGACUGCAGGAUGUCAUCUAUGACAGAGAUUCGCUCCAGAGACAGCUCAAUUCAGCCCUGCCACAGGAUAUCGAAUCCCUAACAGGAGGGCUGACUGGUUCUAAGGGGGCUGAUCCACCGGAAUUUGCUGCACUGACAAAAGAAUUAAAUGCCUGCAGAGAACAACUUCUAGAAAAGGAAGAAGAAAUUUCUGAACUUAAAGCUGAAAGAAACAAUACAAGACUGUUACUGGAGCAUUUGGAGUGCCUUGUGUCACGACAUGAAAGGUCACUAAGAAUGACGGUGGUGAAGCGACAAGCCCAGUCCCCCUCGGGAGUGUCCAGCGAAGUUGAGGUUCUCAAGGCGCUGAAAUCUUUAUUUGAGCACCACAAGGCCUUGGAUGAAAAGGUAAGGGAGCGACUGAGGGUUUCUUUAGAAAGAGUCUCUGCACUGGAAGAAGAACUAGCUGCUGCUAAUCAGGAGAUUGUUGCCUUGCGUGAACAAAAUGUUCAUAUACAAAGAAAAAUGGCAUCAAGUGAGGGAUCCACAGAGUCAGAACAUCUUGAAGGGAUGGAACCUGGCCAGAAAGUCCAUGAAAAGCGUUUGUCCAAUGGUUCUAUAGAUUCAACUGAUGAAACAAGUCAAAUAGUUGAACUACAAGAAUUGCUUGAAAAACAAAACUAUGAAAUGGCCCAAAUGAAAGAACGUUUAGCAGCCCUUUCUUCCCGAGUGGGAGAGGUGGAACAGGAAGCAGAGACAGCAAGAAAGGAUCUCAUUAAAACAGAAGAAAUGAACACUAAGUAUCAAAGGGACAUUAGGGAGGUAAGUGAUUCGCGGCACUUUCAGUCUUUGCUUCCUGAAUGCUGUCUCUGAGAUGCUUUUUCCAUAAUUUCCCCAAUGGCAUAUACUCUUUACCUUUUCUCAAAAGACCGUAAAUCAGUAUGCAUUAUAUUAGUUAUGAAACUUGUUCACUAAGGCAAAAAUAGUUUACUUCAU
This is a messenger RNA of Delphinapterus leucas (beluga whale), 2035 nucleotides long. The record is from RefSeq and is a predicted model, not a curated record. NCBI's taxonomy places the organism in Eukaryota, Metazoa, Chordata, Mammalia, Artiodactyla, Monodontidae.